AUGGGCCGGGCGCCCCGGGGCACGCGCGGCUCGCCAAGCUGCGGGUUACAGCGGCUGCUACGGCUCGUACUCCUGCUCAGCCUGGCCCGCGGCGUCAACGGAGAACCGGGCAUGGACGAUUUAGAUGUCUGUGCCACUUGCCAUGAACAUGCCACAUGCCAGCAAAAGGAAGGGAAGUGGAUCUGCAUUUGCAACUAUGGGUUUUGGGGCAACGGGAGGACACGGUGUGUUGACAAAGACGAGUGCCAGUUUGGAGCCACCGUGAUCUGUGGGAACCACACAUCCUGCCACAACACGCCUGGAGGAUUCUACUGCAUUUGCCACGCAGGCUUUCGAGCCACAAACAACAACAGGACGUUCAUCCCCAAUGACGGCACUUUCUGUGCAGACAUAGAUGAGUGUGAAGAUUCUGGCCUGUGCAGACAUGGAGGUCGGUGUGUCAAUACUCCUGGGAGCUUUGAAUGCUACUGCAUGGAAGGGUAUGUGGCAAAGAAUGGGCCUGAGCCUUUCCACCCACGCAUGGAUGCGACAUCAUGCACAGAAAUAGACUGUGGCAUCCCUCCUGAAGUUCCUGGGGCCUAUGUCGUGGGAAGCUACAGCUCCACACUGGGCGGCCAGGCCCAUUACAGCUGCAAAGAAGGGUUUCUCAGCGUCUCAGGAGAUAGAGUUUCACGAUGCACAGCCCUGGGCGUGUGGGAACCUCCAAAGUUACAUUGCCAAGAAAUCAGCUGUGGCAGUCCCCCUGAAGUUCAGAAUGCCAUCUUGGUCGGGAAUGCCAGCUCCACCCAGGGGAGUGUGGCUCACUAUCACUGUCAGGAAGGCUUCGAGAGUCCUGGAGGAAAGAUCAUUUCUGUUUGCACAGAGAAAGGCUCCUGGAGUGAAAUCACUUAUGCAUGCACAGAAAUAGUGAUAGAAAUUCAUGAUGUGUCGAUGUUUAAUGACACCUGUGUGAGAUGGCAGAUAAGUCCAGAGAGAGUGAACUCCAAGAUCAUGUACUUGAUACACAUUGAAAGACAGCAGCCAGAUGCUGUGGAAUCAGUUUCUGAGGAGACAUUCAAUGUGACCACAGACAGCAGGAUCCCAGAAGUGUGCCUGUACCUCCAACAAGGAGCCAAUUACACCAUGAGCAUUUCUGUAGCCCCUCCCAGGCGCUCUGUGCCCGCCAUCCUUGGCUUCCGGACGGCUGAAGAUGGUCUCUUAGAAGAUGAUGGAAUUUUCAAUAUUUCAGUAUUUAAUGAAACUUGUUUGAAGUUGAACAGGCAUUCUGGGCAAGUUGGAUCAGAGCAAAUGUACCAAGUGGAGGUUCUGGGUCAGAGGUGGUAUCUAGACAGCGUCUAUCACGCUACUGUCUUUAACAUCACAACAAAAGACCGAGCUCCUGAAGUGUGUUUAGAUCUGCACCCCGCCACUGAUUACACGAUAAACGUCACCCUUCUGAGACCCACUCAACUGCGCUCCACACAAAUAACCAUAACCACCUCGGUGACAGCAGAACAGACCGUCACUAAUAUUUCAGUAUAUAAUGACACCUGCCUGAGAUGGAACAGCCUGAAGACAGCCGAUGUAGUAGAGAUGUACUUAUUCCACAUUUGGGGCCAGAGAUGGUAUCAGAAGGCAUUUGUUCAGGAAAUGGUCUUCAAUACCACCAGCAGCAGCCAGGACCCUGAGAUAUGUCUGGAUCUGCAUCGAGGCACCCGCUAUAAUGUUAGCCUCCAGGCUUUGUCUUCAGCUCUUCCUGUGGUCAUCUACCUGACAACCCAGAUAACAGAGCCCCCACUUCCAGAAGUAGACUUUUUCACUGUGCGUGGAAGGCCUCUACCAUGCUUCAGGCUGAGGAAAGCCAAGGAGAUAAAUGGACCUAUCAGUUCAUAUCAGGUGUUGGUCCUUCCCCUGUCCUUGCAAAGCACAUUUUCUUGUGAUUCUGAAGGCAUGACUUCAUUCUUUGGCAACGCUUCUCCUGCUGAUGGAUAUGUGGCUGCAGAAAUCCUGGCCAGGGAUGUUCCAGAUGACACGUUGGAGAUAUCUAUUGGAGACAGGCUGUACUACGGGGAAUAUUACAAUGCUCCUUUGAAAACAGGAAAUGAGUACUGCAUUCUGUUACGGAUCGCAAGUGAAUGGAAUAAGGUGAGAAGGUACUCCUGUGCUGUCUGGGCUGAGGUAAAAGACUCAUCACUCACAGCGCAGCAGAUGGUGGGUGUUGGACUGGGCUCCGUGGCUUUUGUGACCGUUCUUGCAUUCCUCUCCUUCUCAGCAGUGUGAUGGCUGAUGGGCUCAGCAUGGGAAGACUCACUUGAUGAUGCACAGAUGUUCUGACAGCUUCUCAGGCCCAUCCACACUGUGGCUCCUAUCCUAAGCCCUUGUGUGGGGCUGAAACUUUCUCCAUCCCAGCAUGGCCUCAUUCCUGAAUUCAAGAUGGCAGCCAUCUCUGUGGAAUCUUAAAACUUGGGAGCAGUUUAUGUGUGUUUCAUGCUUUCUGCAUCAGUUGUAUAUCCGUGCACUUGAGACUCAUGUCCAGCGUAAUACCACAGGUCACAGACUCCGAGAGUCAGGCCUCGUUUACGCUGGAUGUGCACAGGCCACAGACCCUGUGACUCAGGUCCCGUAAACAUUGGACGUGGAACCUCUGCAUCUUCCUGUAAUUAGUUCAUCAACUAUUAGUUCAGGCUCUUUUCUUCUCAAUAGGUAAUGAGAUGGGCUUAAGUCUGGGCUGAAAUUUAUAAAAGAGGACUCUGGAUAGAGAACACUGAUAUGAAUAAAUGUUUCAAGCAUUUUAGGAUUAGUCCGUGGCCCAUACCAGAAAGUACAAUAGCCUGGCCACUCUUUCAGGUUCCCUUCGUGGCUUUGAUACAAUUCCAGUUGUUUGUGUGAGACCAAAAGUGAUGCCUGCUUUCCAGAAAAACCUAUUCUGUAAUUUUGACCAUUCUUCUCCCCACCCCCCUUUCUUACUCAUUAUCUAUAAAAUCGUUCAAUGCCUCCCUCAAGAAA
Messenger RNA from Grammomys surdaster, 2985 nucleotides. RefSeq names its product sushi domain containing 1 (gene Susd1). The record is from RefSeq and is a predicted model, not a curated record. The transcript has 17 exons. Lineage: Eukaryota; Metazoa; Chordata; Mammalia; Rodentia; Muridae. The coding region runs from base 1 to 2259 and encodes 752 amino acids. Gene Ontology annotation, molecular function: calcium ion binding.